AUCUCCAAAGUGACCCCGAACCAGAACCAGAAAGCUCAGAGUCAUACCAGCAGAAAACAAAAGAUGCGAGUAACGAAAAGGGUACUGUGGAUAUUCUUGGCCAAAGUAAAUCCCCAACCAAAUCAGCAAAAUUCCUUAAAAGCCAAGUUAAUUAUUGUUUUGUAUGUGGAAAACCUCAAACAAAAUUUGCACGUCAUCUCGAGAGGCAUGUAAAUGAAAAUGCUGAAAUCGCACAGGCACUCCAGUUCCCCAAAUCAUCAAAGGACAGAAAGGUUCUUCUUGAGAAAUUCCGAAACCUUGGCAACUUCAAGCACAACUCAAUUGUUAAAACCACAGGAUCAGGCUGUCUUAAAGUGAAAAGGAGUUCCAAACAGAGCAGCAGCCCUGAGACGUAUGAUUACUGCUUGUACUGUAAGGGUAUGUUAUCCAGAAAAUAACUUUCUCGACAUAUGAAAAGAUGUGCUCUCAGACCAGAGAAUAAUGUUGAAGAGGGGCCUGAGUUGAGAGAGAGAGUCUUUGGUAUAGCAUCUGCUCAAUCCACAAUGUCCCAGCCAAUUUCAAGUGAACUUUGGUCAGUGCUGGGCAAAAUGCACAAGGAUAACGUGUCCACUGCAAUAAGGAAUGAUCAUUAUCUCAUGCAGUUUGCCCUGUCCCUCUUUAAUAAGCAUGGGAGUGACAGAUCAAAGCAUGAGUAUAUAAGACAGAAAGUAAGGGAACUUGGGAGAUUACUUGUGACUUUGCGCCACACAACAAGAAUCCAUAACAUGGAAGAGGCAAUAAAACCAGGCAACAACUUUAUUCUUACUAGUGCUGUCAGAGUUUCAGGUUUUGAUCACGAAAACAGCACAUUCAAAGCCCCAAGUUUGGCCCUGAAAAUUGGGCAUUCUCUCAGAAAGAUAAGUGACCUCAUUAUGUGUCGUGUUCUCAUGGAAGAGGACCAAGAGGUGAUCGAUUCCAUCAGGAGGUUUCAUACACUUCAUGAAACAAAGUGGUCUGAAUUAGUUUCCCAUUCUGCCUUAUCAAACCUGAGUGAGGCAAAAUACAACAAGAGCACCAGGCUUCCACUGGCCAAAGACGUUCAGAAGCUACAGUUAUAUCUUGGUCAGCAAGUGGAAUUGACUAAGGAGAAACUAGCCGAUGACCCAACAGCAGGCACUUAUGCAGCACUAGCAAAGGUGACCCUCUGUCGAGUCAUUUUGUUUAAUAGGAGGAGGGAAGGUGAAGUGGCACGGAUGACUGUAAAAAAUUUUGAAGAUCGUGACAUGUCCCAACUAAACGAUGACAUAAGCACUGGGCUUACAGAAGUUGAGAAGAGACUUUGCAAACAAUUCGCCAGAGUGGAACUGAGGGGGAAAAAAGGACGAAAGGUUGCUGUGAUCCUGACUUCUGAUAUGACUGCUAACCUGUCACUCCUCAUUAGUAAGAGGAAAGAGUAUGGAGUAACUGAAAACAACAAUUACCUCUUCGCUAUUCCUUGUAGUGAUGGUCACUACAGAGGGCAGUUUGGUCAAUUUGCAGAUGCUUGUGGAGCCGAAGAUCCUCAAAACCUCAGAUCAACUAACCUUCGCAAACAGAUUGCCACAAUAAGCCAAGUCAUGAACUUGAAAAAUAAUGAACUGGGCCAGCUGGCCGAUUUUCUCGGCCAUGACAUUAGGGUGCAUAGGGAGUACUAUCGACUGCCCCAAUCAACAAUUCAGCUGGCUAAGAUCUCAAAGCUGCUUAUGGCUAUGGAGAAGGGAAGUGUGAAGGAUAUUCAAGGAAAAUCUCUGGACGAAAUUGGUGAUGACAUAGACGAUAUGGAUACCGGAUCACAGCAACUCCCUAAUGUUUCCACAUUGCAAGACAAUGAAGAAAUGUUGGCUUCUGUGACUUUUGGAUCGCCUCACCUCUCCGAGACUGCAGCUCAAGAUGACCAGGGGAACGCUGCCUGUGUAACUUCUGGUUCACCUCAUCUCCCUGACUCGGUUACUCAAGGUUUCCAUGUUUCAUCAAGGCGUAUAGUGUGA
This is a messenger RNA of Sinocyclocheilus grahami, 2006 nucleotides long. RefSeq lists its product as uncharacterized. Gene Ontology annotation, molecular function: DNA binding. NCBI's taxonomy places the organism in Eukaryota, Metazoa, Chordata, Actinopteri, Cypriniformes, Cyprinidae. The record is from RefSeq and is a predicted model, not a curated record. The transcript has 5 exons. The coding region runs from base 450 to 2006 and encodes 518 amino acids. Gene Ontology annotation, biological process: DNA integration; DNA recombination.